AUGGCAUUCGGAACGUAUCCCAUCAAGGGUCUCCCGGUGCCAACUGGCGGGCCAAUUCCCCAGCGAGAGGAGAUCACGGCCUGGCGCAACAACCCUAAAAAUGCCAUUAAGGUUUCACUGCUCAUACAGGCCUUGAACAUUUUCCAGACCAUGGACCCAGACGACAAGCUCUCCUAUUACCAGGUGGCUGGAAUUCACGGUCUGCCAGCUCAGUCUUGGGACACCGACCCCGCCCCCAACAAGAAGAAGAAGUUGCCCAUCAACAGCACGCCCCAGUUCUACUGCCCCCAUGGAUCUCUCAUCUUUCCUACCUGGCACCGAGCCUACCUCGCUCUCUUCGAGCAGUUGCUCAAUGGGAUCAUGGAAGAGCAGAUUCUCCCUACGAUUGCUGACAACGUCGUGCGUGAAGUCUGGGCGUUGGAGGCCCAAAAUUGGCGCAUGCCUUACUGGGACUGGGCCGCGCCUCAAGAGUAUAUUCAGUCCUGCGGAGUACCCGAGAUCGUGUCCCAGCCCGACAUCAAUAUCAUCUCUACAGGAGGUGCUCUGCAGACGGUACCGAACCCCUUGUACAAGUUCUCAACUUCCGUCAUCAGUAAGUUCAAGGGGACUACACCUGUCAUGGGCAAUUCGAUUGCGUUUGGCAACUGGGCAAUUCUAAAAGAUCAUGCGUUCUCUGAGUGCUCGGGCACCAGCCGUUAUGGGAUCACCAACAAAAAAACUCCGACACCGCAAGAAGCUUUAGGCGUUGAGAACAACGGCUUAGUUGCCAAUGCUCUCGAAAUACCCCAAUGGGUCAAGAUGGAGCAAGAAACUGGGAAAAAAUUGGAUCCUGAUAUGAAGGGAUCUCUUCAAGACCAAGUCCACCGCCUCUUGACUCAAGGGUACUUCGCAAACUAUGCCACUUUUGCUACUACUGAAUAUGGCGACAACGAUCUCAACCCCCCUCCUGCUACCGGCUGGUCGUCUCUCGAGUUCCUCCACAACUGCAUUCAUGUCUGGACCGGUGGAGAGUACGCUAGCCCAGGUAUGGGCCACAUGUCUGACCUCACGGUUGCCGCGUUCGAUCCAAUCUUUUGGCUGCACCAUUGUAAUGUUGACCGGCAACUGGCUAUCUUCCAGAAGCUCAACCCGGAACAUUGGUUUGACGGAGGAUCUCCAAUAAAAGACGAGACAGCAGAUGGUCCUCUGCACCCGUUCCAUUCUGAUACAAACGCCACCCUCAUUACGUCGAACCUCGUGAAGGACAUCACGAGUUACGGCUAUACGUACGACAACCUCAACGUUCCUGUUGACGAUUUGAAGAAAGCCAUCAAUGAGAAGUACGGCAGCCUUCGAAAGCAUCUCGACAAGAACCCUGAUCUGGACGGACGGACGAAUGACUAUCUCAUCAACGUCCAGUACGACCGGGCGUCGCCCAGUCAUAUUGGCAGCAUCCACUCUUUCUCAACUGACUACUGGACUGCCGGCAACAGGAACGGAGUGGACUGUCAAAACUGCCAGAGUCAGCAGGAAAAGGGAGUCAAGGCCAAGGCGCAGAUUCCCAUCACCUUGGAGCUGUUGUUCCGCGCUGUGAGCCGUGAUGACUUGUGGUCGGACCUGAGGAAUCUCGAGUCCGAUCAUGUUCAGCAGUAUCUCGAGCAGCACUUGAAAUGGGUUAUUGUUGCUGUGCCGGGAGAUGUUAUCCCAACGGAGAAUCUCCCAGGUCUCAAGGUCGUGGUUCACGCAGGCAAGGGCCACCACCCGGAGGACACGACUCAACCGUCCAAAUUUCACAGCUAUAGGCCGAUGUGGAGUGUCACACACGGCAAGACCGGCGGAGCGCGGCACGAGGAUAAUGUCGUGCAUCCUGAUGAGCUUCAGGGCUAG
Messenger RNA from Colletotrichum fioriniae, 1866 nucleotides. The record is from RefSeq and is a predicted model, not a curated record. NCBI's taxonomy places the organism in Eukaryota, Fungi, Ascomycota, Sordariomycetes, Glomerellales, Glomerellaceae.